This is a messenger RNA of Glycine soja, 2033 nucleotides long. RefSeq lists its product as uncharacterized. Gene Ontology annotation, biological process: lipid catabolic process. Bases 632 to 1981 code for a protein of 449 amino acids. The record is from RefSeq and is a predicted model, not a curated record. NCBI's taxonomy places the organism in Eukaryota, Viridiplantae, Streptophyta, Magnoliopsida, Fabales, Fabaceae. The transcript is spliced from 5 exons.
AACACCCCAUCCACGUUUUGACUGACUAGCAAGUAUGCUUUGUCUCACUCUCACCUAAAUCCAUUCUCUUUUCCAUUCGCUCUUUUUUUCUUUCUUCCCUUUCUCUAUUCUCCUACAAUUCCCACCACAACCAAAUUCAUCGAAUGCUCUAUUUCCCUUUUGGAAACAAAGUUUCGCUUUACCCUUUGUUGUGUAAACUGAAUCAGUUGGAUUUUCCAAGCUCUCACUAACUGGGUACACUUGAAAAUAGUUCAGGGCCCCUAAUUCAACUUAAAGUUUUCAUUUUUAGCUUAUUUAUUAUAUGUGUCUCCAAUUCAGCUUAGAUUUUUAUAUAUGUUCCAAGUUCCAUCUUUGUUCAUUUAUGGAAGCAUAGUAAUAGUAUCUCUUAAGCUUUGAUUAUCAAUUUAAGAAUGAUACUUAGAGUUGUUUCUAUUGAUUAUUGCCUGACCAAACCCUAGUGACACAGGUUAUAGUUUUUUGUUUGUUUUAAACGUUAUUUAUUUAUAUGAACUGAUAUUUUGCUAUAUAAGAUUUGUGAAUAUGCUUAAAACAUAUGCAUUGAUGUCAUUUAUGUGAACUAUUAUUAUUUUGCUAUGUAAGAUUUGUGAGCAUGAAUAAAACAUAGGCAUUGAUGUCAGCUAUCUGUGGGCUUCCUAUCCUUGAGUGUGUUUAUUGUCUGGCUUGCGCUCGUUGGGUUUGGAAGAAGUGUUUGUACACUGCAGGCUAUGAGAGUGAAAAUUGGGGCCUGGCUACGGCACAAGAAUUUGAGCCUGUGCCUCGGAUCUGUCGGCUGAUCUUAGCUGUCUAUGAAGACGAUAUUCGUAACCCUCAAUGGGCUCCUCAAGGAGGUUAUGGCAUUAAUCCGGAUUGGGUUAUCUUGCGUAAGGACUAUGACAAUAACCAAGGUCGUGUUACUCCGUACAUGAUAUACCUUGAUCAUGAUCAUGCUGAAAUCAUACUGGCUGUUAGUGGACUCAAUUUGGGGAAGGAAAGUGAUUAUAUAGUUUUGCUCGAUAACAAGCUGGGACAGGCGGAAUUUCAUGGUGGUUAUGUUCAUAACGGGUUGUUGAAGGCAGCAGGGUGGGUUUUUGAUGCUGAAUAUGAGAUUCUCAGGGAACUAGUCGCUGAAAAUCCAUCUUAUAUGCUAAUAUUUACUGGGCAUUCUCUAGGGGCUGGGGUGGUGGCAUUGUUGACAAUGCUAGCAGUUCAUAAUCGAGACAAAUUGGGGAUAUCUAGAAACAAGAUAAGGUGCUUUGCAAUAGCCUCUCCUCGGUGCACAUCUCUCAACUUGGCUGUAAGAUAUGCAGAUGUGAUCAAUUCUGUUGUACUACAGGAUGAUUUCUUACCACGGACAACCGCUGCUCUAGAAGAUGUCUUCAAAUCACUUUUAUGUUGGCCCUGCUUAUUGUGUAUAAUGUGCUUAAAGGAUACUUGCACACUGGAGGAGAAGAAGCUUAGAGAUCCAAGGCGUCUGUAUGCACCUGGCCGACUCUAUCACAUUGUGGAGCGAAAGCCAUUUAGGAUAGGAAGACUUCCACCUGUCGUUAGGACAGCAGUACCUGUUGAUGGGAGGUUUGAGCAUUUAGUUCUUUCUUGCAAUGCAACUUCUGACCAUGCCAUCAUUUGGAUAGAGAGAGAAUCCCGACGGGCUCUCGAUUUAAUGCGAGAUAAAGAUGAGCAGCAUAUGGAGAUCCCAGAAGAGCAGAAGAUGGAGAGGCAUGAAUCUAUAGCCCGAGAACACAGUGAAGAGUACCAUGCAGCCCUUAAGAGGGCAGUUGCUUUGGAUAUUCCACAAGCAUAUUCACCUUCAUUAUAUGGAACAUUUAAUCAAAUUGAUGUUGGGGAGGAUUCUGGAAGAUCAAGUGUCCUAGGUUCCUCCUUGUCUCACAAAAAACGAGCACAAAAUUGGAAUGAAUUUGUUGGACGCCUGUUUGAUGUGGAUGAUUCUGGUCAUAUGGUGUUCAAAAAGACAUCUCCAUAAGAUAUUUCUUUCUAGCAAUGCUUAAUAAAGCAAUAUUUGCUUGUUCUUCUUC